AUGGCGUCGUACGCGGACGCGCUCGAGGGCGAAUCCGAGUACCUCCGCCCGAGCGGCCGCAAGGCCGUGCGCUACGCCGUCGAGGUCGCGUUCCUCGCCCACCGGGGCCAGAAGCGGCGGUCCGGCGAGCCCUUCGUGACCCACCCCGUCGAGGUCGCGAAGAUAUUGGCGCGGACGCACAUGGACCGCGACACCGUCGUCUCGGGCCUCCUCCACGACACCGUCGAGGACACGGACCUGACCUUCGGGGAGGUCGAGGCCAUGUUCGGCGUCGACGUGCGGCGCAUCGUCGAGGGCGAGACCAAGGUGUCGAAGCUGCCGAAGAUGGCCCGCGAUCUGCCCGCCGCGGACGCGGAGAAGGAGCAGGUCGAGAACAUGCGGUCCAUGUUCAUCGCCAUGGCCGAGGACUGGCGCAUCGUCGUCGUCAAGCUCGCGGACCGGCUCCACAACAUGCGGACGUUGCGGUUCAUGCCCCCGCGGAAGCGCGCGAAGAUCUCCCGCGAGACUUUGGAGAUCUUCGCGCCCCUCGCGCACCGCCUCGGCAUGUGGCAGUACAAGACGGAGCUCGAGGAGACGUCCUUCGAGCAUUUGUUCCCCGCGGAGUACGCGGCUUUGGACGAGGCCAUCGCGCGGAAGCGG
Molecule: messenger RNA, 639 nt
Organism: Aureococcus anophagefferens
Lineage: Eukaryota; Pelagophyceae; Pelagomonadales; Pelagomonadaceae
Exons: 1
Source: RefSeq, a predicted model, not a curated record